AAUCUUUCAGUAACUCUAUAGCCGUGAACAGAAGUGGAGUGUUUACCCUUCCCUCUUUAAUUUUGAGCCUUAUUUGACCUCCCGCCACGCCCAGAACCCUUCACUAUCCACAACAGACCCCAGACAUUGCAGGGAAGUGGGGUCUUUGCUUGCAGCUGCCAUCAUGUGAGACUGUGAGCAACCAUGGAGUAGGCCUGGCCGUCACGAAACCUCCAACGCACAGGUGACGGGGAGUGAGUGCGUGCGUGCGUGUGUGUGAGCGCGCAGCCGUACAGUGGCCGCCUCCCCUCUCCAGCCCUCCACCAGCCAGCCAGCCAGCCGUUGUAGAGAGGAAACAUAAUAGAAAACAAACAAGUGCCAUAAGGAAAGAACGAAUUGAUCAAGACGUGUUUGUUUUGUUGUGUUUCGUGUGUUUUUGUUUUGGUUCGUGCGGUGACGAGCGCCGGCACUGACAGUUCGUGUGUUUGUUUGUUUUUGUGAUUUUUUUUUCCUUUUUUUUCCUGUGGUGGUGGUGGUGGUGGUAGUGGUGGGAGUCGAACGCACACAUACAUACACGCACGCACGCACGUGUUGACGCAAGGACACACACGCAGGCACCAUGGCGACCACGUUUGACCCACAUGACCGAGCCAGCUGGUACUUCGGUCAGAUGUCCCGUCAGGAUGCUACGGACCUCCUGAUGGCGGAGAGAGACAGUGGGGUCUUCCUGGUGCGAGAUUCCACGACUAUCAUUGGGGACUUCGUGCUCUGCGUCAGAGAGGACACGCGGGUUUCACACUACAUCAUCAACAAGAUUCAGCAGGGGGAGCAGGUGCGUUACAAGAUAGGCGACCAGAUGUUCCCUGACCUGGCGUCCCUCCUGAACUUCUACAAGCUUCACUACUUGGACAGCACGCCUCUGGUCCGGCCUGCCCCCAAGCGCUGUGAGAAGGUCGUGGCCAAGUAUGACUUUGACGGAAAUGACCCGGAUGACUUGCCAUUCAGGAAAGGAGAAAUUCUCACCAUUGUCAGCAAAGAUGAGGAGCAAUGGUGGACUGCUCGUAAUUCAACCAAUCAGACCGGCUCCAUACCUGUGCCCUAUGUACAGAAGUACGAGGAAGGCGAGAACAUCACUCCGCCCUCCAACAAAACCUCCGCCCAGUCCACAGACUCUGCACCUCGGCCAAGACCAAGCCUUCAGAGGAGGCUGCCAGCGUAUGCCAGGGUGAGGCAGGCGCGGGUCCCCAAUGCCUACGACAAGACAGCACUGCGGCUGGAAGUGGGGGACGUCAUCAAGGUCACCAGGAUGAACAUCAACGGGCAGUGGGAAGGGGAGCUCAACGGGAAGGUCGGGCACUUCCCCUUCACCCACGUUGAGUUCAUAGAAAGUGAAAACUCGGUGGAUGGAGAACCGAAUUAAGACCUCGACUCGUCCCUCUGCACCCCUCGUCCUUCCCUCUCCUCCUCCCCCAGUCCCCGUCACCUUAGGUCUUCCCCCGUUUCCUCCCUUCACCUCCAGUCUCCAGCCCCUCCCUAGAUUAUUUUUAUUUUCUUAGGUGUAGCGCGAAUGAGAGCGAUUUUACUGUAUAUGACUUUUAAUCAUGGCACAGAGAGGUUGUGCAAGUGUUAGUGAGGCUGUGCAGUGCGGUUUUUAUGGGUUUUCUUGCGAGAUUAAUAAAAUGUAAUAAUGUAUUCAGAGCGGAGGUGAAGGCUGCAGGCCGAGGCACGUCGGGAGCUGCCUUGCCAUCCUCCCCUGCCUGCCCUACCACCCUGCAGCCGACACUCCCGACUCUCUAGCCACCCUUCCACCCCUCCCCUGCCACCUCUAACACUUUUUAAGACAUAAGACAUAGAAUCAAACCUGCUUGCCUUGACCACACCUGUCUCCCAUGCCUGCCUGUGGUUUGCUGCGUUCUUGGCAGUGCUGUCCCGGGGCGCUGGGAGCCAGUCUGAGCCAAAUUAGGGAUAAAUUGGCUACAGAUUUUUAUUAUACAUACACUAAUAUAACUCUCCUACACAGAAUUGUACUAAAUUUAAAAAGUGGAUAUUUCUCCCCUCUACACCGCAAACAUCACUAUAGUUUAUAUUAUACUGACACUAAUACAAUGCUCAUGAACUUCACAAGGAAAAAUUUUGAAACUCCCCUUUAAAAAUUCCUGAAGGAUUUUCUCUCCCCUUUAUUGCAAAAACCCCUCACCACUACCCAUUGUAUAGAGCAAUUUAUUUAGUGAUAAGAAGUGACACCAGAGAGAGGGUCACGUACAGGCUAGUGAGGACUGAAACACCCUGUGGCGUUCCUCCCAAGGCUGCCUUCCUGGCCAGGGGACCGACCACCACACCCACUCUUUACAAGGACUGACUGUUUAGCAAAUUACUCUCUCCUCUCAUGUGGUUUGUGAUGAGUUGUGAAUCAAUAAAGCAGAGCACAAAACUGUGUAUCGACCCUGGCAGGACUGACCCACCCCUGACCUGGUGUGCUUGGAGAGGUGACACCCACUUGGCCUCCUUUCCCCUCUCCCCUCUUCUGGUUUGUGACAAGUUGUUGAAUUUGAAGCAGAGCACAAAACUGUAUCAACCCUGGCAGGACUGACCACCCCCUGACUUGGUGUGCUUGGAGAGGUGACAACUUGACACCACUUGACCCUCUUCUCCCUCUCCUCUCCUGUGGUUUGUGAUGAGUUGUGAAUCAGUAAAGCAGAGCACAAAGCUGCCUAUCGACCCCGGCAGGGCUGACCACCCCGCUGUCCUGCCCUCCUCCCUUCCACUCACCUCAUGUGCUCGGAGAAGCAACACUACUCGCUUCUCCACGGGGAUGGACGGUUCGGCUGCACAAAACUUAUGCUCUUUCCAAUUCCUGUAAAAAAAAAAUGAAAAAAACUAAAUAUACACAACUGCCUUUUAAUGUAUUUUUUUAGGUCAGAUUGCCUUCAGCAAGAGGGUAAAAGUUUAAAAUUGUGGUAGAGUUGUGUGGGAGUGAGUACCCCCACCUCUGACGCAGCUGUGCGGGGUCUGAGGUGACUCCUGCGGCGGUCAGAGGAGGGGGGGGGUGAUGUGUGCCUCGGCAGUCUGUCUGUCUGUGCGGCUCAACCCUUUGCUGUGGUGGCGUGGCGAGGUGCACACCCAAGCCAAAUGUUCUCGCACCGUACGUAUUUUGAUGUUAUGGUAAUGUCUUGUUUAGUAUGCAGAUGUUAUCAUAUGCCAAUAAAACAAACAAUUCGUGCA
Messenger RNA from Scylla paramamosain (green mud crab), 3201 nucleotides. It is a transcript of the gene Crk, whose product is annotated as adapter molecule Crk-like. Gene Ontology annotation, biological process: signal transduction; cell migration. Gene Ontology annotation, molecular function: receptor tyrosine kinase binding; signaling adaptor activity. Lineage: Eukaryota; Metazoa; Arthropoda; Malacostraca; Decapoda; Portunidae. The transcript is spliced from 8 exons. The coding region runs from base 599 to 1399 and encodes 266 amino acids. The record is from RefSeq and is a predicted model, not a curated record.